GGUUAAUAUUAUUGAGUGGGACAUACUAGAUUGACGAAACGAAAAUAUGGAAAAUGAAUAACGAAUCGACGGUUAAAAUGGAUAAAGAGAAAGCUCUCGACUGGAUAUAAUGAAGAGAAAUGUGAUAUAUGCCCUAGUGAUAGUUGUUAUUGCCCUGGUAUAUUCAGCAUGUGGGAAGGAAUCGACUAAGCGUUAUAAAGAUGAGUCAUUCCCGGAUAGUCUGGAGGUAUUUAAUAGAACUAUAGCGUGUGGGGAUCACACCCCUGGUAGCUUCCCCUCCAAAACAUGGACUUGUGCCAACAUCAGUGUUGAUGGAAAUCGUCUAGCGUUUGGAUACAGUGACAUAAGCAUUGGUGAAUGUACGGAUACAAAAGGCAAACACGAGUUCAUGACUUUGUGUAAGGAAAUGCUGAAGCAAAUCGAUAUCUAUAAUCCAAUAUGGUCGGUUUAUGUACCAAAACCCACUUGCAAAAAAGAUCUAAACAAAAGAGCAAUACUGGUUAAAAAGGGAAAGAAAUAUAUAUGGGAGGAUAAAGAACCAGGCAAAGGAUACGUGUUGAUUCUACAGUGUAUGAUUCAAAUAUAACCUUGACCUUCCGGACCUUGACCUUUCGGCGCCUUGGCCUUAAUUUAAACCGAAAAGUCGCUGUUGUUUCUUUUUUAAUGUAUAUGGAUUAAUAACUAUGCCCUUUUAAUGCUAAUAGAACCAGAGAUCACGAGAGACAAACAAAAAAUGACUUAUAUCUUUAACGUUGUUCUUAUGACCUUCACCUCUUGAGAGCUUGAACCUUGGCCAUUGAUCGAAUGACUUUUUAAAGACCAGUGGUAUAAAGUAUCGGUAUGGUUUCUUUUAACGAAUCGGGUUCUUCCUUAUUUUUUGUUGUUGUAGUGUUAUUUACUUGGCAUGUUUUGCCUUAAUGUUGUGUUAAGUUACCUUGAACUUGUGGUAGCGACCUUGAACUUGUGGUGGCAACCUUGAACUCAUCUUAUCAUUCCCAUGUCGUUUUGUGAGACUGUAAAACAUCAUCGAAAUCGCAAUAAGUCUUAUUCAAAAGUUUAUUCAAUUUGAAACUUGAGAAAUUUGGUCUUCCUUUUUAUCAACUGGACUUUUGUGAUAAAAACUGUCUCGUGGAUGACGGAGUACAACAUGAAUUUAUUGAAAGCAAUAAGUGUAUCCAAACAGAGUAUAUUUUGUCAUUCCGUAUAAUUUGGGUAGUUAAUCAUUUUAUUGAAAUACUUGAUAAUGAUGAAAUAAUAGCCUUUACGGAUAACCUCC
This is a messenger RNA of Lottia gigantea (owl limpet), 1276 nucleotides long. RefSeq lists its product as hypothetical. The transcript is spliced from 4 exons. The record is from RefSeq and is a predicted model, not a curated record. Lineage: Eukaryota; Metazoa; Mollusca; Gastropoda; Lottiidae. Bases 110 to 586 code for a protein of 158 amino acids.